AUGAAUCAGUUCAGAUCAGGCAAGAACUUACAGUCCAAUCAAACCCCUUCCACCACCUGGAUUUUCACCAACUCUCCUCCACAGUUGGACGGUUUGGAGUCCCUUAAGGGUUGGCAAAAGACCACUGUCGAUGACAGUAAUGACCCCAGCUUGAGGUUCAACUCCGAUGACGUAAUAGACUUGAACAGCUGGAAAUACCAUAAGGAAGUUCCAAUUGUUGAUCAUACGAACCAAACACCACACUCCGAUGAAUUUGACGAAAACCUGGAUCCUCCUGAGCCUAAACAAGAAGAGGAACUGUCAUUAUUAGGUGGGUUAGUAGGCUGA
Messenger RNA from Dujonia railenensis, 327 nucleotides. Lineage: Eukaryota; Fungi; Ascomycota; Pichiomycetes; Serinales; Debaryomycetaceae. The record is from the annotation of a GenBank genome assembly.